CAGGGAUCUGGAUUACAUGUUGUAUUCUGCAGCAGUUCACAUGCAGGCCGCUGGCUGGAUUUGGGCGUGAUGGACCUGACGUGACCAGAUUCUUUCCCUCCUUUUGGUCGUGGAGACGAACUGUCCGGUCAUGAGACGAGCUGUGAGGCUGCUGGUGGUGAUGAUGAUGAUGAUGAUGGUCCUGCUGGACUUCACAGGCUGUGUGUGGAUGCUGCCGCCUCCCAGCACAGUUUUCAUGGAGUCUGUCGACAUGAGACACGUACUGAGGUGGCGCCCGCCGGAGGCUUCCUGCAGCGCUGCAGUCCUUUACUCUGUGCAGUUUCAGGGUGAGUUCGAGCUGACGGUGCUGAACGGCAGCUGGGUGGACGCUCCCGAGUGCCAGCUGACCCCUCACACUCACUGCGACCUGACCUUUGACCUGGGCUCCGACUCGGACUACAACCUGCGUGUCAGAGCGCAGUGCGGCUCCAAGCUGUCGUCCUGGACCGACCUCAGCCCGCCUUUCAACCGCAGAGAAACGGUCCUGACGGCGCCGCAGACGGUGGUGACGGCGGUGGGCGGCGCCCUUCAGGUGUCCUUCAAAGAGCUUCCUCUCACUGCUGUCGUCCGCGUGACGGUGUGGAGGAGAGGCGACGAGCUGCAGGCUGAGGUUCACAUGAUACCAGCUGAGCAGAAGAUGCUGCACGUCGCCGACCUGCAGGAGGGAUCCGAGUACUGCGUCACAGCUCAGACCGUCGUGGACGCUCAGCUCCACAGCAGCAGCACCGACGCCCAGUGUGUCUCCAUCGCUGGUCCGGACGGCGCCUGGAAGAAGCCGACCGCUGUGACUGUGACGGUCGUCAUCAUGGCCACCCUCCUGUUCGCUGUCUUCUGGUCCGUCGUCCACUGUCGUCCAGACGUCUGUCUAACGUUUGUCCAUAAAGAGCCAGUGCCCCACUCACUGGACCCUGAUUGGGACAUUAAAAUCCCGGUGAGCCCGGAGGAGGCGGAGCUUUGUGAGCAGAUCCACGUGAGCGUCGAUCCACUGGCGAGUUAAGGAUCUCAAAUUCUGAAGAGUCACCACGAAACGGCGACUUCAGCGGCUGAAAAAAAGAAGUGUGUCGACUUCCUGUGAGAUGUCCACACAGUCUGUGAGACAGCUCCGCCCCUCGCUCCUCCACAGCUCCUUCCUCUCAGCCAAAUACGAUCUCCUCUGGCUCCAGAAAACAGCCAAAAGCUGAAUUUGAGGCUCCAAAAUGGGAGUCAACAAACCCAAACAUUACAUUGCGGUGGCUACGUCCAACACGACAUUUUAGAAUCCCAAAAGUUGAACCUGGGAACUUUAUGUUGUACGCUAAUGUUUCGGGAAGAUGCUGCUGAGCUCAACUUUCCGAGUUUUCAGCCUGUUCUCAUUUAGAGGCCGUUAAAUGCCGCCACUUUUGAAGUGGUUUGGGCGUAAGAAUUUGACGCCAAAAGCCACCUUUCGUGUUUGCAUGAUACGCCGCUGGACGGUGUCAAGUUGAAACGCUGCCGCUAAGGACGUAAUAUGAGUAGCAUGAAGAUUCCUAAAGGGCGGGCAGGAGGGGCGGUUGAUGGAUCCAACAGAGACAUAUGGGAGUCUGGUGUUAGCUUCCCGUCUGAAUUUGAUGUUUUUUUUUCUUCCAGCUGCCCUGUGCCUCCUUCCCCUAAUCCGAACUGUUCGAGCCACCAUGUGCGUUUGUCAAUGUCCUGCCGUUUGUUGCCAUGUGCUUUUAUUGUCUAAACAUAACCACAUGCAGCAAAAUCCCACCAUGUGCUUAUGCUGACAUCACAGAAGCAGCAUACUCCAACGUCAGCAGCAGACGCAGAGGAGACCCGGAGCGUAAUAUGUGGAUGCAGGAGGAGACCUGGAGCGUAAUAUGUGGAUGCAGGAGGAGACCCAGAGCGUAAUAUGUGGACGCAGGAGGAGACCUGGAGCGUAAUAUGUGGACGCAGGAGGAGACCCGGAGCGUAAUAUGUGGACGCAGGAGGAGACCUGGAGCGUAAUAUGUGGACGCAGAAGUCGAUGACA
Plectropomus leopardus (leopard coralgrouper) is the source of this 2029-nucleotide messenger RNA. It is a transcript of the gene il20rb, whose product is annotated as interleukin 20 receptor subunit beta. The record is from RefSeq and is a predicted model, not a curated record. Gene Ontology annotation, cellular component: plasma membrane. NCBI's taxonomy places the organism in Eukaryota, Metazoa, Chordata, Actinopteri, Perciformes, Serranidae. Gene Ontology annotation, molecular function: cytokine receptor activity; interleukin-20 binding. Gene Ontology annotation, biological process: cytokine-mediated signaling pathway.